AACUUUGCUUCCUUCUUUCCUGCAUGUUACCACUGGCAGAGCAAAUAUGACUCAGAAACCGGCUCCUCAGGGUUGUAACAUUAGAUGAUACAGGCUUGGGUCAUUACAUAUGACACCAGUGCCUUUGUUUCACUGGGCUGGGCUCACUGGAAGGUGUGCUGCUGCCUGAGCUGCUGGAAAAGCACUCACGGGUGUUUGCUAGAAAAGCACUCCUGGAGCUUGCCACCAGCUUGCACUUCUAGGGACUUUCCUCUCAGCCAGGAAGGAUUUUGAUAUUCAUCAGAAAUACCUCCGGAAGAUUCAAGGAGCUGUAGAGGUGAAGUAAGCCUGUGAAGGAGCAGCAUGGGAAUCCUAUACUCCGAGCCCAUCUGCCAAGCAGCGUAUCAGAAUGACUUUGGACAAGUGUGGCGGUGGGUGAAAGAAGACAGCAGCUAUGCCAACGUUCAAGAUGGCUUUAAUGGAGACACGCCCCUGAUCUGUGCUUGCAGGCGAGGGCAUGUGAGAAUCGUUUCCUUCCUUUUAAGAAGAAAUGCUAAUGUCAACCUCAAAAACCAGAAAGAGAGAACCUGCUUGCAUUAUGCUGUGAAGAAAAAAUUUACCUUCAUUGAUUAUCUACUAAUUAUCCUCUUAAUGCCUGUUCUGCUUAUUGGGUAUUUCCUCAUGGUAUCAAAGACAAAGCAGAAUGAGGCUCUUGUACGAAUGCUACUUGAUGCUGGCGUCGAAGUUAAUGCUACAGAUUGUUAUGGCUGUACCGCAUUACAUUAUGCCUGUGAAAUGAAAAACCAGUCUCUUAUCCCUCUGCUCUUGGAAGCCCGUGCAGACCCCACAAUAAAGAAUAAGCAUGGUGAGAGCUCACUGGAUAUUGCACGGAGAUUAAAAUUUUCCCAGAUUGAAUUAAUGCUAAGGAAAGCAUUGUAAUCCUUGUGACCACACCGAUGGAGAUACAGAAAAAGUUAACGACUGGAUUCUAUCUUCAUUUUAGACUGUUGGUCUGUGGGCCAUUUAACCUGGAUGCCACCAUUUUAUGGGGAUAAUGAUGCUUACCAUGGUUAAUGUUUUGGAAGAGCUUUUUAUUUAUAGCAUUGUUUACUCAGUCAAGUUCACCAUGGCCGUAAUCCUUCUAAGGGAAACACUAAAGUUGUUGUAGUCUCCACUUCAGUCAGAAACUGAUGUUUCAGCUAGGCACAGUGGUACAUGCCUGUAAUCCCAGCUACUUGGGAGGCUGAGGUGGGAGGAUCACUUGAACUCAGGAGUUUGAGAGCAGCCAGGGCAACACAGCGAGACCCUGUCUCAAAAAAAAAAAAAAAAAGCCCUGGUGUUCCAAACUCAGUCUUUCCUGAAGAAGAGGAUCUGAGUUAUCUUCUGAAACAGCGUUCUCCCUUCCCAGUUGUAUCACUCUUAAAAAAGACUGUCCAGUCUAUGUCAUGCCCUAGGAGACAAACUGUUCCUCCCAGCCCCCUUUGAGUAUUGAGCAGAAGAAUCAAAUUAUUAAAUACGUAUGUUUGUACAAAAUGGUAUGGGUAUGUGUGUGGGCUUAGAGAUUCACAUGUAAAUAUUCCUUUGGUGAAGGAAUUUCAAUAAAAACAUCUAUCAAGUGUCAGCGGUGAGUGUGUUUACACCACAGAAAUUGGCAAAUUGACAAAUCAGAGUUUGUUUUUGUUUUUUUGUUUUUUACUUUCCAUAAAGUUCGUUUACCAGCAUACCACUAGAGAUUUCGGUUUACAAAUAAAAGCCAUCUUGGUUUGAGCAAGACUAUGCAACUAUGAAAAUGUUCGUUUAAAAAAAUCUUCAUGAUCCUUUUGUAAAUACAAGAUGGUUACCAAGCUUGUUAGUUUUGUUUAUUUUAUUGAUAGAUGUAAAAUAUUAUUGUAACUUAUUUGGAUAAAGUUCUUCAAAAGAAACAGAGCUAUACAAUGAGGUAGGAUCUGGAUUAUUUGUCUAAGUGAGAGAUUGUGAAUAUCAAAAUAUCUGUCUCACUUCUUCUGUGAAUGACACAGAGUAGAAAUAAAUUCACUUUAAAAAUAUGAUUGAAUUUUGAAAAUCAAGACUGAAUCUCACAUAGCUGCAGACAGGAACUAAGCCAGCCUCUCUGUAUGUGGUAACAAGUACAGUCUAAGAAUGAAAGAUUUACCAUCCUUGAAAGCUCUAAUGAAAAUCAAAUCCAGCAAUAUAUAUUCAACUGUGUACAGGAUUUAAGAAACUUAUUUUAUGAAGGAAGUAAUAGUGUGUAGAUAUAGAUUCUGAAGUCUUUAAACGUGUCUUAAUAAAUUAAGAUUCACUGGCAUUGAGCUGAGCUACCAGGUGACCCUUGGGGACAAAAAACCCACACAAGUGAAUUUCACACACCAGUGUACCUUCAACAAUAUACUUUUGACACACACAAACCUUUGAUUUGGUUUCAGAGAUUUUGCAAAAUAGUACCAAUGUGAUUUACAACUGUCAUCUUUGAAAUUGUGUAAAAGUGGAAUAAUUUUCUGAAGAAAUAAAUCAUGGUUUGUGAAUGAGUUGCA
This is a messenger RNA of Pan troglodytes (chimpanzee), 2510 nucleotides long. It is a transcript of the gene ANKRD22, whose product is annotated as ankyrin repeat domain 22. Gene Ontology annotation, molecular function: protein binding. NCBI's taxonomy places the organism in Eukaryota, Metazoa, Chordata, Mammalia, Primates, Hominidae. The record is from RefSeq and is a predicted model, not a curated record. The transcript is spliced from 6 exons. Bases 343 to 918 code for a protein of 191 amino acids.